This is a messenger RNA of Glycine soja, 2336 nucleotides long. Its product is annotated as wall-associated receptor kinase-like 2. Gene Ontology annotation, cellular component: plasma membrane. The coding region runs from base 86 to 2086 and encodes 666 amino acids. Gene Ontology annotation, biological process: protein phosphorylation; cell surface receptor signaling pathway. The record is from RefSeq and is a predicted model, not a curated record. Gene Ontology annotation, molecular function: protein serine/threonine kinase activity; ATP binding. NCBI's taxonomy places the organism in Eukaryota, Viridiplantae, Streptophyta, Magnoliopsida, Fabales, Fabaceae. The transcript has 2 exons.
ACUAGCUCUUGAAGACUUAAACAUAUAUAGAAGUCAAAAAACAAUUGAAGUGUAAUUCAUCAUUGUCUUCUCUUAAGAUUUGUUCAUGGAACUUUUUCACAACCUCAAAAUUCUCAGCACAAUUCUGCUCCUAUGCAUGUUUCCUCACUCACUCAAGUGCCAACAAGCAUACCUCAAUGGCACUGUCUAUGACUGUUCUGAUAACCCUUCAGUCCCAAAAGGUUACCUUUGCAAUGGCCUUCAGAAGUCAUGCACUUCCUUCUUACUUUUCAGGUCAAAACCUCCCUAUGAUAGCCCCGAGAAAAUUGCUUACCUUCUUGGCUCUGAGGCAUCAACCAUAGCCUCAAUCAACAUGAUUUCAAGAAAUGACAAGAUUCCUUCCAAUAAGUCAAUCAUUGUUCCUGUGUUCUGUUCAUGUUCAGGAAACAUCUACCAGCAUAACACACCCUACACUGCAAGCAAGAAUGACACCUACUAUGAGUUGGUAAAAGAAACCUUCCAAGGCCUCACCACAUGUCAGGCAAUGAUGGGUCGGAAUUACUAUGCUCCUGUCAACAUUGUAAUUGGUGCUGAGCUCACAGUUCCAAAGUUAUGUGCUUGUCCAACUGAAAAUCAGACAGCAAGAGGGAUCACCUCUUUGCUGGUUUACUUGGUGAACUAUGGUGACACUAUUAAGUCCAUAGGAAGGGCUUAUGGUGUGGAUGAACAAAGUGUGCUAGAGGCCAAUAAGUUGGCAGAGCCACAAAGUUCAAACAGGAGCAUGGACCUCUUUGCCUUGACACCUAUUUUAGUUCCUUUAAUAGGGAAGAGCUGCAAAGAGAACCCAGAUAAAUUCUAUUGUAGAUGUUACCAAGCACCAGAUGGAAUCCUCAAGGGGCCCUUCUGUGGUGAAUCUGACGGUCAGAAAUUCCCAGCCAAAUUGGUUGCUGGUUUAGGAGUUGGAAUUGGUGCAGGCUUUCUGUGCUUGUUUCUUUUGGGGUACAAAUCAUAUCAAUACAUACAGAAAAAGAGAGAAAGUAUCCUUAAAGAAAAGUUAUUCAGGCAAAAUGGUGGCUACUUGUUACAGGAGAAGCUCUCUUAUGGAAAUGGAGAAAUGGCAAAGCUUUUUACAGCUGAGGAGCUGCAAAGAGCUACAGAUAACUACAAUAGGAGCAGGUUUCUUGGUCAAGGUGGCUAUGGCACAGUGUACAAAGGAAUGUUACCAGAUGGAACCAUAGUUGCAGUUAAAAAGUCAAAAGAGAUUGAAAGGAACCAGAUAAAGACUUUUGUCAAUGAAGUAGUCAUUUUAUCUCAGAUCAACCACAGGAACAUUGUAAAACUAUUAGGUUGUUGUCUUGAGACAGAAACUCCAAUACUAGUCUAUGAAUUCAUUCCUAAUGAAACACUUUCCCAUCACAUACAUAGGAGAGACAAUGAACCCUCCCUUUCAUGGGUUAGUCGCCUUAGAAUCGCAUGUGAGGUUGCAGGAGCAGUGACAUAUAUGCAUUUUUCAGCUUCUAUUCCCAUUUUCCAUAGAGACAUCAAACCCACCAACAUACUUUUAGACAGUAACUACAGUGCCAAAGUGUCUGAUUUUGGAACAUCUAGAUCAGUUCCACUAGAUAAGACUCACUUAACCACAGCUGUUGGAGGAACUUUUGGGUACAUAGACCCUGAGUAUUUUCAGUCUAGUCAAUUUUCAGAUAAGAGUGAUGUGUAUAGUUUUGGGGUUGUGCUUGUAGAGCUCAUAACUGGGAGAAAGCCUAUUUCAUUCUUAUAUGAAGAUGAGGGUCAAAAUCUGGUUGCUCAAUUCAUUUCUUUGAUGAAGAAGAACCAAGUUUCUGAAAUUUUUGAUGCCAGGGUGCUCAAGGACGCAAGGAAAGAUGACAUUCUUGCUGUUGCAAAUCUUGCAAUGAGAUGCUUGAGACUUAAUGGGAAGAAAAGACCGACAAUGAAAGAGGUUUCAGCAGAAUUAGAAGCAUUGAGAAAGGCACAAAGUUCAUUACAGAUGAGCCAUGAUCAUGAGCACACAACUAGUAACAUAGUUCAAGAGUGCACAGAGGAAAGCAUAUCACUGUCCUUACAUCUAGAGUCCACAUCCUUUUAGGAAGCCAUAUUUUUUUUAAUAAGCUUUUAGGAAGUCAGAUUGAUAUCCGAUUCUUUUAUUAAAUAUGCUUUAGUGCCUUAUUUUUACUUUUCAGUACAAGUAUAAAAGUGUAUCCCCUUAGAUAAAUGACAAUAUUGAUAUUUCUCCACAAGAAUAUCAGUUUAAACUUUGAAAUACUCGAGCUUGGUAGACAAUUGAAAAAUCUUCAUUCAUACUUGUCAACUUUGUUGUUUGUUGUUGACUUGAAAAA